Messenger RNA from Poecile atricapillus (Black-capped chickadee), 1419 nucleotides. RefSeq lists its product as uncharacterized. The transcript is spliced from 4 exons. The coding region runs from base 45 to 659 and encodes 204 amino acids. The record is from RefSeq and is a predicted model, not a curated record. Lineage: Eukaryota; Metazoa; Chordata; Aves; Passeriformes; Paridae.
UCUGUCCCUCCCGGGAGGGAGGCUGGAGAGCCGGAGCAGAGGGCAUGUGCUGGGAACUGGGAGUGAAUUCCAGCGCUGAUCCCUGCCCGCUGGCCACAAAGCCGCUGCCUGUGCUGCUCCUGCUGUGCUUUCCAAGAAUGCCGGCAGAGCUCCGCGGCAGCAGGACAACUGGCUCCGCAGCCCUGACAUUUCCCAUCAUAAGGAAGCGUUGUUUUCUUGCCAGCUGCAAGGUUUGCUCAGGAAUAGCUGUCGGGAAUGAUUCGGGAGGUGCCGUUGCUGCUCUCUCGGCUCCUCAUGGCAUCCCUUGUUUUGGGCAGGAGCACCAAGCAGAUCCCUGGAUCUCCCUGGAUCCCAGCUUUGGGAGGGAGCCUUUGAGCUCUGACGUGGAGCCAGAUUUGUUUUCUCAGCAUGAUCCAGCCGCGUGUCGGAAUCCGCUUCAGCAUCAGACAGGAACAGGACAUCAGGAAACUCUCAAAUGGAGAAGCAACUGGGACCUGUGUCCCUGUGCUUUGUCCUGGAUGCAAAUGCAGAGGUUUCACAGCAGGAUUGGUGUCAGAAGGAACAGAGCUGAAUCAAGGAAGGGCUGUGAUUCAUGGGAGCCUCUGGCGUGGUUCCCAGAGCAGACUCCGUGUCUUGAAGGACCGGCAAGUAUGGAAUAGCCUGACCACAAAUAUUUCACCAGGACACAAUAUCUCCUGCACCUUUCCCACCUGGCUCUGCUGCAGAGCACCGGAGGUGGAUUAUUCAGCGAUCACUGCUGAUAAAGUCCUGUUUCCAUUGUCACCCAGCCAAAUAUUCCCUGGCAAAUGUGGGAUGUAGCGCUGAGCGCUCCUGUGAGAACACGCAUGUGGCUUCUACCACGCCAAGGAGAGCUGUGCGUGAGGAGCAGGAGUUUCCCCCAGCUGUGCUCUCAGGGACACAAACUCCCCAGCUCCAGGACUCACAAUGACCACUUCCUGAUGAAUCCAGGGGUGCAUUUUUCUGGAGCAGCUGGUAUUGGAUUAGAAGCUCAUAGUGGUCCUAGAGGUGGUGGGAAGGGAGCCGACUUUCCCAAGGUGGCAUUGGAAGUCUGUGGCAUGAGUGCAGCUGUGCUUCCAUUUUAACUCCAUCCUUCUUGUCCCUCUGUUCCCUCAUCCCCAAAAAUCCAUGUGCUGUUAACACACUUGGAAUUAAGGCAAGUGUGACUGCUGUGCUGCUGAGGUGCUGCACCUGAGGUGAGCACAGCAGGAACCUGGAGCAGCAGGAAUUGUUACUCUGCACUCCCCCAGCCAGUUCCUGCCUUCCAAAGUGCAAGGCUUGAUUUUCCAUGAAAUUUUCCCAUUUGUUGUCACACAGAUCACAGGAAAACGGUUUUUUUCUGUGGCUUCUCCCUCAUUUGCCUGGAAUCAGGCAAUGUAUUAAAAGUGGUCUUAGAGAGGA